GUUCAGCAGAGGGUUUUAAUUUGAUUGCUUGGGUAUAAAAGUGCCGUCAAUUCCUGUGAUCUUUGCUUUCUCCUUGACGUGGACGGCCUGCAUUUAAAGGUUUCGAAGAGAUGCUCAAAACAAUUGGUUCAAGAGUGAUACAGCAACGUACCCCAAGGAGUCUGCUAUUAUCCACGCAAAGCGUGAGGUUCUAUUCUCCAUUACCUCGUUAUAGCAAAGAUGCUGGCAGAUAUCCAAGAAAGACGACUACGAGACGCUCAGGUACUAGACAUCCACUGUAUGAUGAUGCUCUUCAUCCAUUCAAAGACACACAGGGUCGCAUUGACUUUGACGUGACACCAGAGGUUCCAAAUCCGUUUGGUGUCAUUUCACACUCAGAUCGUAUUGCCAGAAUCCUCAGUGAACCGACGUUAGUCAUAGAGCGUCAAAUUGAAAUGAUGAAUGUGUUCUUAGGCUUCGAGCAGGUCAACAGGUAUGUCAUCAUGGAUGCUCUGGGAAACAAGCUAGGGUUUAUGGAGGAACGGGACUUGGGCUUCCUGAAGGCCAUGAUGCGCCAGGUUUAUAGACUUCACAGACCCUUUACAGUUGAUGUGUUCGACAACGAGGGUAAUAGCCUGCUGACCAUCAAGAGACCUUUCAGUUUCAUCAAUUCUCAUAUCAAAGUGUUCCAUCCGGGGUUCCAAAAUGAGCAAGAUGGGAUCAUCGGCGAAUCUGUCCAGAGUUGGCAUCCAUGGAGACGUCGGUAUAACUUGUUCAAAGCGGACUCACCUGAAGAGUUCUCACAAUUUGGCGCUAUAGAUGCGAGAUUCCUGAGUUUCGACUUCCCCGUGAGGGACGAAGAAGGCGUCGUUAUCGGUGCCGUGGAUAGAAACUGGGUCGGUUUGGGAAGAGAGUUAUUCACAGAUACAGGUGUCUACAUUAUCAGAAUGGAUCCUGCAUCAUUCGCAGGAAUGCAGGACUACUACCCACAGGUUGGUGGUCCUCUCACACUUGACCAAAGAGCAAUCUUGCUUGCAAAUGCCGUGAGUAUCGAUUUCGACUACUUCUCGAGACAUUCCAACCAGGGAGGUCUGGUUACUUUUGGAGAGUAAUGAUCACCACGCACAUUCGGAAACUGCGUUAGAUAUAUUUAUUAUACAUGAUCUGGGGAAAAGAAAGCAUUGGGCAGAGCUGUCGUCGAACUAGCACCAACAUAUGUACCCUGCUAUUUCAAACGAUACAUCCAGAUGUUCUCGUAUCAUCUAACUACAUGAAAUCCAAUGUCCAUGUUGGUUUAUAACCAUAGCAAUAGUAUAUCAUCGUAUAUUAA
This is a messenger RNA of Williopsis jadinii, 1309 nucleotides long. Its product is annotated as Scramblase-domain-containing protein. Gene Ontology annotation, cellular component: plasma membrane. Bases 111 to 1091 code for a protein of 326 amino acids. Gene Ontology annotation, molecular function: phospholipid scramblase activity. The record is from RefSeq and is a predicted model, not a curated record. NCBI's taxonomy places the organism in Eukaryota, Fungi, Ascomycota, Saccharomycetes, Phaffomycetales, Wickerhamomycetaceae. Gene Ontology annotation, biological process: plasma membrane phospholipid scrambling. The transcript has a single exon.